Messenger RNA from Exophiala mesophila, 2237 nucleotides. RefSeq lists its product as uncharacterized. Gene Ontology annotation, molecular function: SNAP receptor activity; SNARE binding. Lineage: Eukaryota; Fungi; Ascomycota; Eurotiomycetes; Chaetothyriales; Herpotrichiellaceae. Gene Ontology annotation, cellular component: SNARE complex; endomembrane system; plasma membrane. Gene Ontology annotation, biological process: vesicle fusion; intracellular protein transport; exocytosis. The transcript is spliced from 4 exons. The record is from RefSeq and is a predicted model, not a curated record. Bases 306 to 1283 code for a protein of 325 amino acids.
CAACUUAGUCUUGAUCACUCAUCUCAGCCCUUCUCUUUCCUCAUCCCAUCUUCCAGCCAGCCGAUCAGCUGCUGAUUCAACCCUCAUCACCUCUCCAUUUCUUUGUUCCAACCUUCUAUUUCUUCCUGUCGCAUCUUCCAUCGGUCCUGCUCCGUCGGUCCACAUAUCGCAGACUGUACCUAUUCCUCUUUUACUCCUUGCCCAGUCGAGCCGUCCGACCCCAUCCUUGUCAGAUCACAUACCUUCCACUUGCAUUGUUUUCUCACAUCAGCUUUUGACUGCUACCUAAUCACAAACCGGCCAUCAUGAGUUAUCAAAACUACGGCGGCCAGCAAGGCGGAAACCAAGGAUACGGGUCUUAUAACCCCUAUGAUCAAGCGUCAAACCCAUACAAUGACACCCAGGGUUACAGCGAUCAGCCGGCCUAUGGCGGCCGGAAUCAGGGCAAUCGUUAUGGCGAUGAGGAGCAACAAGGAGGAUAUGAGAUGAGAAAUGUCAAUGGCUCAGACCCAAACCGAAUCCUCAACGAAACCCGUGCCGUCGAUCAGGCCAUUGACGAGAUCGAGGCCGAUCUGCAACGGCUGAGAGGCUUACAAUCUCGCUACCUGGCGGAUACCAACACCUCGGCUCAAUCCCCCCUACGAAUCGAAGUCGAUCGUACUGGCGAUAAUAUCAUGACCAAGUACCGAGGACUUGUGACCAGAGUCAAGAAUAUCAAGUCCCAGCCCGAAUCUGGCAACCCCCGAAAUGCCCCUCAGGUGGGCAAGGUGGACAGGAGACUCAAGACUGCCAUCAAUCAAUACCAACAGGUUGAGCGAGAGUUCCGCAAGGCUUCUCAAGAACAAAUGGCCCGACAAUACCGAAUUGUCCGCCCAGACGCGUCAGACGCCGAAGUGCGCGAAGCAGUGGAAGACCCCAACAACCAGCAGAUCUUCAGUUCGGCCUUGAUUCAAAGUGACCGACGCGGUGAAGCUCAGUCAGUGGCCAGAAACGUUUCUCAACGUCACGAGGAUAUUCAGAAGAUUGAACGACAGAUGAUCGAACUUGCUCAGCUGUUUCAAGACCUCGAGGCCCUGGUCGUUCAACAGGAGCCUGCUGUCACUCAGAUUGAGCAGAGAGGAGAGGAGGUUACAGAGCACGUCGCCAAAGCUAACACCGAACUUGGCGGCGCCGUGGAGAAAGCUCGGGCUGCGCGCCGGAAGAAGUGGUGGUGCUUGGGCAUUGCUCUUCUCAUCGUUAUCAUCAUUGUGGUCAUUGUGGUGGUGGUGGUCAAGGUCACCUAAUCAGGUGCAAAUUGAUCUUGUGUCUCGAAUACGUUUGAAUAGCAUGCAUGAGCUCUGGUAUGGGAAUCAGAACUCAAGCCUGAGGAUUCAUGUCACGUUCCAGUCGACACCUACUAGCCCCCACUUGUGCGCACGGUUGUCCCUCGACCAACCCAUCCGCGUCCCAUGCGUGCAUGCACCCUCCACCAACCACCAAUCCACCACCUUCACAGCUUUCGAAGAUCCCCGGGGGUUAGUCUCGACGAGAAUGGAAUCUCGAUCUCGGUGUGACGAGAGAAUGGCAUGUGCCAGACAUCGACCCCGAGCACAUACAUCCGUCCUCGACAUGGAUACAGGCUACACACAGUUUCUGCAUGUUCAGAAAAAGCAGGCGCAUAGCGAGUUCCUUUUUUGGUUUGGUCUCUUUCCCAGUCUCCCUUUUAUGUUGCAGAGUUUGUGCGCGCCCCUAUUGUUGGAUGGGACUCUGUGCACUUUGUUGGCCCCAUGUACGCGUCUGCGCGUGUGUGCGUGUGCGUGUGCGUUGGGAGGGUGCCACAAAUACAUGUACAGCAUAGAAAAUUAUGCACCGUUUUAAUUCAACUUGCUUUAUAACUGCCUGCGGAUUGUCCUGGUGAGCGUGAGAAUGAGUAGUGGGAAGGAGACGAGUUUCCAAACGACUAGCGUCCUUUGUGUGUUUUGCUUCGUUAUCAGCUGAUCUUGUAGGAUAUUUAUAAGGAAGACGAUGGUGGCAUCAUGGCAUGAAUGAACCAGGUUUAAGAUCAUUAUGUGGGAUGUUUGCGUUUCCUCCGAGAACGAUCGUAGCGAGGAUUUUGCUCGCGAUCGCGAUCAAGGUUGCAACGAAAGUUCGCCGGUGUAUAUGCUGAUCCUCGCUGACCAGGGCACUCUGAUUGACACUCGCGUCCAACUCGAAAGGCUGGUUUAAUCCGAUCCCGUUUCGGCCAACUCGAGCGAAGA